GCGGCGGCGGCGUUGCUGUCCCGGCCUCGGCCCCGCGCCCUGCCCCGGCCGCUGCGGCUGCGGGCGGAGGUGAGGGCGCCGCGGGCGGAGCUGCAGCGCGGCCGGCCGGGCCCCGCGCCGCCCCCUGCCCCGCGCCCGCCGCAUGCCCGCCGCCCGCGCCCGUGCAGCAGGGCUUCUCCGACAGCUGGCCACGAGGAAUGCCUGAGACCCCAGGCUGGGGGUAGAGCUGCGCACACGCACCUUUGCCUGCUGCUGCCCCCUUGUGAACGCCAGCCAGGGCCUGCCGCACUCUUGCUUUACAGAGGGGCCUUCAUCUCCCAGUCUUUGGCCAGGAUACGUCCACCUGUCUCCGGACGCCAUGAACUCCCAGAAUGAGUCAGAUGGGGUAUCCGGAUGCGAUCAGUCACUGGAGCUCUUGUCCCGGGCGCAGAUCCACACGCUACCUGUGGCAGCAGUCGACGUGAAGCCAGCGCUGCCUGUGGCCAUGCCGAACUCCUCCUGCAGUAGCAUCCCAGUGGACCUGCGGACGGAGGCCCGUGCCAGCCUGCCCAGCGUGGACCCCACGGUGCGGGAGCAGCAGCUGCAGCAGGAGCUGCUGGCCCUGAAGCAACAGCAACAGCUGCAGAAGCAGCUGCUCUUUGCAGAAUUUCAGAAGCAGCAUGAGCACCUGACCCGGCAGCAUGAGGUCCAGCUGCAGAAGCACCUCAAGCAGCAGCAGCAGGAGAUGCUGGCGGCAAAACGGCAGCAGGAGCUGGAGCAGCAGCGCAAGCGGGAGCAGCAGCGGCAGGAGGAGCUGGAGAAGCAGCGGCUGGAGCAGCAGCUCCUCAUCCUCCGCAACAAGGAGAAGAGCAAAGAGAGUGCCAUCGCCAGCACAGAAGUGAAGUUGAAGCUUCAGGAGUUCCUGCUCAGCAAGUCAAAAGAGCCGAUAGCAGGCAGCCUCAACCAUUCCCUCCCACAGCACCCCAAAUGCUGGGGAGCCCACCACACCUCGUUGGACCAGAGUUCCCCUCCCCAGACAGGAAGCCCGGGAACACCGCCAUCCUACAAACUCCCCUUGCUUGGCACCUAUGACAGCAGAGACGACUUCCCGCUUCGGAAAACAGCCUCCGAACCCAAUUUAAAAGUGCGCUCACGGUUAAAACAGAAGGUGGCGGAGAGGAGGAGCAGUCCCCUGCUGCGCAGGAAAGAUGGGACCGUCAUCAGCACGUUCAAGAAGAGAGCAAUCGAGAUUACAGUGUCCUCGGUGUGUAACAGUGCCCCGGGAUCUGGCCCCAGCUCCCCCAACAGCUCCAACAGCACCAUCGCUGAAAACGGCUUCACCGGCUCCGUGCCCAACAUCCACACUGAGCAGAUGCUGCCCCAGCACCGAGCCCUCACUGUGGAUGGGACAGCGAGCCAGCUCAGCCUGUACACCUCCCCCUCGCUCCCCAACAUCUCCCUGGGGUUGCAGGCCACCGUCACCGUGACUAACUCCCACCUUAAUGCCUCCCCAAAGCUCUCUACACAGCAGGAGGCAGAGCGCCAAGCCAUCCAGUCACUGCGCCAGGGCGGCGCGUUGACGGGAAAGUUCAUGAGCACCUCAUCCAUCCCUGGCUGCCUGCUGGGGGUGGCGCUGGAGGGUGACACCAACAGCCAUGGGCACUCCUCCCUGCUCCAGCAUGUCCUGCUCCUCGAACAGGCACGGCAGCAGAACACGCUGAUUGCUGUGCCGCUCCAUGGCCAGUCCCCACUGGUGACAGGUGAGCGCAUCUCCACCAACAUGCGGACGGUGAACAAGCUGCCCCGGCAUCGCCCGCUGAGCCGCACCCAGUCCUCGCCACUGCCCCAGAGCCCCCAGGCCCUGCAGCAGCUGGUCAUGCAGCAGCAGCACCAGCAGUUCCUGGAGAAGCAGAAGCAGCAGCAACAGCAGCAGAUUCAGCUUGGCAAGAUCAUCACCAAGACAGGGGAGCUGCCCCGCCAGCCCACCACGCACCCAGAGGAGACGGAGGAGGAGCUGACAGAGCAGCAAGAAGGGCCGCUGGAGGAGCCGGUGCCCCUGGGGCAGGGCUCCUUUGCUGUGGAUGGCUCCACAGAGAGCGAGAGCACGCAGGACGACUUGGAGGAGGACGAUGGUUGUGUUCCACUGAAGGACAAUGCAGGCGAGAGUGGGGCUGAGGAGGAGCACACUGAGGUUCAGGACGUGGCCUACAAGCAGGUGUUCCCUGAUGCCCAGCAGCUGCAGCCUGCCCAGCUGUACCAGGUGCCCCUGAGCAUCAUCACCCUGCCGCACCAAGCACUGAGCCGCACCCAGUCCUCGCCUGCCUCCUCAGGCAUGAAGAGCACUGGAGCCGAGCCCCCAGUCAAACACCUCUUCACUACAGGUGUGGUCUAUGACACAUUCAUGCUAAAGCACCAAUGUAUGUGUGGGAACACUAACAUUCACCCUGAGCAUGCUGGGAGAAUCCAGAGCAUCUGGUCCAGGCUCCAGGAGACCGGCUUGCUGAGCAAGUGUGAGCGGAUCCGGGGCAGGAAAGCCACGCUGGACGAAAUCCAGACAGUGCAUUCAGAGCAUCACACGUUGUUAUACGGAACCAGCCCUCUCAACCGGCAGAAACUUGACAGCAAAAAGCUGCUGGGUCCCAUCAGCCAGAAGAUGUAUGCGGUGUUGCCCUGUGGAGGCAUUGGGGUGGACAGUGACACGGUGUGGAAUGAGAUGCACUCAUCCAGCGCAGUCCGCAUGGCUGUGGGCUGCUUGGUGGAGUUGGCUUUCAAGGUGGCCUCAGGAGAGCUCAAGAAUGGGUUUGCGGUCAUUCGGCCUCCGGGGCACCACGCUGAGGAGUCAACUGCGAUGGGCUUCUGUUUCUUCAACUCUGUUGCCAUUGCUGCCAAGCUGCUCCAGCAAAAGCUCAAUGUGGGCAAAAUCCUCAUUGUGGACUGGGACAUCCAUCAUGGCAAUGGGACUCAGCAGGCCUUCUACAGUGACCCCAGCGUGCUCUACAUCUCCCUACAUCGCUAUGACAAUGGGAACUUCUUCCCCGGCAGUGGGGCCCCUGAGGAGGUUGGCAGUGGGAUGGGCGUGGGGUACAAUAUAAACAUAGCUUGGACAGGUGGUGUGGACCCCCCCAUCGGAGACGUGGAGUACCUGACUGCAUUCAGGACGGUGGUGAUGCCGAUAGCCAAUGAGUUCUCCCCAGAUGUGGUCCUGGUCUCUGCUGGCUUUGACGCAGUCGAGGGACACCUGUCUCCCCUGGGUGGCUAUUCUGUUACUGCGAAAUGUUUCGGACACCUGACCAAGCAGCUGAUGAAGCUGGCUGGUGGGCGUGUGGUGCUAGCCUUGGAAGGGGGGCAUGACCUGACAGCCAUUUGUGAUGCCUCGGAGGCCUGCGUCUCUGCUCUGCUCAGCUUAGAGCUGGACCCCCUGGACCCAGCGAUCCUGCAGCAAAAGCCAAAUGUAAAUGCCGUGACCACGUUGGAGAAGGUCAUUGAAAUCCAGAGCAAACACUGGAGCUCUGUGAAGCGCUAUGCCUCUGUGGUCAGCUGUUCCUUGCUGGAGGCCCAGAAGGGCGAGGCGGAGGAGGCCGAGACAGUAAGUGCCAUGGCAUUGCUAUCAGUCGAUGCAGAGCAAGGAAGCACAGACUGCAACCCCAGACAAGUGGACGAGCCGAUGGAGGCCGAGCCCGUGCUGUGAAGUGCCAACCCGUCGUGUAGCCGUCGUCACUCUUGUGGGUUUUUUUGGUCAUUUGUGAUUUUGUUUCAAAAACAAAAAAAAGAAAAUUCUUUUUUUUUAAUUAAAAAGAAGAGAAAAGAAACAAAAAAACCCCCACAUCACACUUGCCUCAGCCACUGAGCGGCGCGUGCAAUUGCUUGUGUCCGUCUCCAGCCAUCUGGACCCACCAGCAUCUCAAACUCAACCCCGUGCCUCCGGGAUCCAGGGGCUGGGUUGGGUUCUCCUUCACGUUCUUUCCCCCGUUUCCUUCUCCUCCUCCUUUUUUGGGGGAGGGUUCCAUCGUUCUUCCCUCCUGACACCAUGCAGUAGCAGCUAAAUGAGGAGCCGUUUCACGUUGGAGUCUUUUGCACUUUGGGACUGGGAGAGAGGAGAUCUCCAAACGGAUCAAAACGCUAAGCAGCAGCAUGUCCCGUUUUCUCUUCCUCUCUCUUCUUUUCUUGUUCCCUUUUUCCUGCUCAUGCCAGAACCUGAGCUCUGGGGCUUUCUUGUAUUUAGGUUUUUUUUACCCUUCACACCUGAAUUCAUCUUUCUGUCAAUGGUGUUUAAGUGUUUCUUAAGACAGAAGUGACUCUUGAUUCUUCUUGAAGACGGUCCCUGGGGAAGGCGGAAGGAAAUAUUUGUGCCUUUAAUUAAGUCAUUUUUUUUUAAUGCCUUAAUUUCCCUGUGAUUUUCAUUUUUCUCAGUUUAGUUACCGUUUCUGAGGGAGAUAUACAUAUAUAAAUACAGGGGAAAAAUAAGAGUCACGCUAUAGUAUGAUUCGAAAUCUACCCCCACCCACCAUCCCCUCUCACUCCCUCCGGCUCCUCACCCUGUAAUUAAUCCCUUUGUAAUUAAGAGAGCCAUUGUGAGCAUAUGUUCCUGACCAAUGCUUUCUGGAAGUUGGUUUUUUUUGUUUUGUUUUGUUUUGUUUUGUUUGGAGAAGCCUCGUCUCACUGUAAAUAAUUUGAUUUCCUGUAUCAUGUGCACAAAAACUUGGUUUCGACGAAAACUUUUUUUGUCCGUUCGUAAAAAAGAAAAAGAAAAAAAAAACUAUUUUCUUUUCCUGUUACUUCACCAGCCUAAGAGAACUUAGAACGAUUUUAGCUUUAAAAGAGAAACAAAGGUAUAUAAUUUUAUUACAGAUGUAUUAUUUAAUAGUAUUUUUUUAAUUGCGCCACACACGCUUUUCCUUUGGAAAGUCGGGUGGGGGGGAGCCAGGGAUUUGUAACAAGGACAGAAAUGGGUCGUUUUGUUUUAAAUUAUUCUUUGGUGAUGGGAUUUCUCGGUUUCGGGUGAUGUCAGACUCCGUGUCGUGUUGAUUUGCUCUGAGUUGAAGUCUUGACAAAGCCCAUUAGGGUGACAAAUGGCUUUGGUUAUGAGUUUGCUUGUGGCUGCAUUUUCCAAUGCCCUCUCUGAGCCAUCUAAGCUUGUGACCCCCUCCCUUCUAAUGUUCCUGCACCCCCAUGUUGCAUCUGGGAUUUUGGAGUGAGGGAGAAACGAUUGGGGUUUCUUUCAGGGGGAGGAGAGUAGCCCAUUGUAGUGGGAGAGUGCAGUUGCAAUGUGCCCUGCCAAGUGUAGGAAUAGGAAAAGGCCCCCCAGGGCUGAAGUACAGGAAGGAGUGGAUCAUGCAUUGGUCCCUGCACCGGAGCAAGUACGCUGCAGCAGUGCAUUGGCCAGGGUGACUUCUCAGUGCCCAACACGAAGCGAUGCAGGAGAAUUUUGAGCUGGCUGCCGUAUGAGGGAGGCAUUCUGGGAAAUAGCACUAAGACUGCAAGCUGGGCCCUUGACUGCUGCUGGCUGCCUUUUGCAGUGGUUGCCUCCCCCACUAUCUAGUGCUUGGGGCUAGGCCUGGAUCCAAACAGCCCCAGAUGCUGUGAUCCCGGAUGCUGAUGAAUGAUCCCUAUAACGGGGGGAAAUCUGGGCCCCAGAUCCAAGCCCCACUGAGCUGUGGGCUCAGUGUUCCUGUUGCCAGAGGGAUGCCUUCCUCUGUAGGCAGUUAUCUUCCCUUCACUUUCUUGGCCCCCCCUCUCCCCAGCAUUAGACUGGGCAAAGAUCCUGCCCAUGCCAGCACUUAACCCCAGUAACAACAAGUGGAGGGCAGGCAGACCCAUAGCAGACAUUCCUGUGGCUCCACCCUCCUCUGCAGGUUGGGCAAGAUUCAGGGGGCUUCUGGCCUCCCAUCUACAAUGUAGACGGGAUAAUCUGGCUGCCCAUUGUCACAGCCAGGUCUUGUGCCCUUCAGACCUGAGAUCAGUGAACAGAUCUUCUGCAUCCUUGCACCCUGUUUUCUCACUGAGCCCCUUUCCCCUCCUUUCCAAGGCUGGCUCCAAAGCAUCCUUCCUCUGGGUGGUGUCCUAGCCCUAGGGGCCAGUAGGAGCACAUCUCCCACCAGAGAGUCUGGUACCCAACACUAACAGGAGAGGAGGGGAGAGUCAGUGCAAUGCAUAGUUGAGAACACUACAUGGCACUGGGCAGCACUGCUACUGAGCACUACGUCCCCAUCCCCACCCUCAGCUGUGGCCAGGGCAAUUGGAAAGGCCCUUGGGGUAGGCUGGGCCUGUGCACCUCAGCCUUGACUUUGCCGCCUUCCAGGGGUUUGCCCUGGGAUCCCCUGUGGCUUCUGAGCACUCCCGUCCAUCAGAGCCCAUGUACAGCUCCAGUGCUUUUCAGAUCCUGGCUGCCUUCCCCCCAGGCAGGGCAGAGGCCUCUCCAGCUCCAAGAUCCCAAGAGCAUGUUAAGCCAGGGCAACACCUGCCAGAGGCAGCCCUGGCCUUGCCAUCUUGGUUUCAGGCCCUGUGGCUCCCCCAGACGAACGUCCUGCUUUGACUGGGAGGUUGUAAGGAACCCAACUCUGCCAGGGCAGAAACCAGACAGCUCCUCUGCCUCUACUUAUCAGCACCUCACCCCCCACCCCAUCCUCUGGGCCCUGCUGGGAUAUGCCAGCUGUUGGCCUUGUUGGUAGCAUGGACAGGGUGACAAGGCCAGUCGCAGCCUCUCAAGUAGGAGGCACGAGGGGAUUGCUGUGGUGGAAACGAUGGAGGCAGGAGUGUUUGUGCCUAGGAUUUUUCAAACAGCUCCACCACAAAUGGCCAGAGGGAAGGGUUUUUGCCACUAAGGGCUCUCUCAGCUUGGGGGCUGGCUCAAAAACAUGCCAGGCAUGCAAUGAUUGUAGCGUCCCAGGGUGGAGGUUCAGCUAAGCAGGUUCAUGCCCUCUAAUCUGCCUUCACCCCCCCCCAGUGCUGAGGGGACAUUAGUUCCCUGUCCUGACUUGUGUUGGGGCAUUUCCCUCUGCCUGUCCACAGUGGGGAGAGGCUUCACAGUUGGGCUGCUGUGUAGGGAGAUUGGCAGGGAGGGGAGGAUCUCUGCAUGGCCCUUAGAAGCUGAUGGGAAGUGGAGUUUGCUCCAGGGACAAAACCUGCCUCCUCUGUUGGUGCUGCUGUUAGCUGUGGGCAGAUGCUAAGGGCUUGAGUAGGCCAUGCAAAGUGAUCUCUCUCCAUGUCCCUAUCUUUGGGGGCUUCCUUGUCAGGUGGGAGCUGGGCCCUCCUCAGCCUUUGGCAGGGCUGCCUCCAGGAGAGAUGUGGACAUCCCAGACAGCUGCCUUCUGAGGGGGUGGGGGUGGGGUGUUAAGCCUGGAGAGGGGGCUUUGUGAUCUCCUAUGCGAUUCUGGUGCCUGAUGGGGCAGGAGGCUGUGCAGAUGGGGCUCAGGGGGCACUCAGCACUGGAGGCAGGGGGAGGGCAAUGCCAACAGCUCCUCCCCACUCCUGGGUGAAAGCCUUACCUCUGCCCCCCACCCCAGCCCCUAUCUCACCCCAGGAGCAGGGUGAUUCCCUUCAUCCCCCCCCCCAAGAGGAACAGCACACAGCUUCUGCCUGGGCCUGGUGACACCAGGGUAGACAAGACCUCAGCUUCUUUGUGAACUGUGCUGAAGCCCUUCACUCUGACUCCUGCAAACUAUCCCGAUCCCAUGUCUGCGAACAGCACAGCCCUGGGGCACCCAGCCCACGGCUCGUCAGGCUGACGCUCCGUGGCACAGGCAGCUGUACUGAUAGGGCUACGUGUCUUUCUGUUGCACUGGUAACUGGAGGGUCCCAUUCCUUGUUGCCCUGCAUCUUAGGCGGUUGUUUCUGUUGGUGUAAAAAUACCACCAGAUCCACAGGGUCCUAUUGUCCAGCACUGUGGCACGAGUGCGCUGACAAUGUCAGAGACAGGCCACAGGGGAACACGUUCCCAGGACAGGGCAGUGGCAAAGCCAUGGGGCAGGGAUGCCAGUGUCUUAUCUUGGGGGAGGGGGAAUUCCCCUCUAGUCUUAGGGCAGCUGAGCAAAGGAAAGCUUCUCUCCCUCCUUCCCACCUUGUUUCCGCACAGGGUUGGGUUUAUCCACAGCAGUCAGGGAGCAAGUCCCCCAAGGAAGGGAGUCCAAGCAGGUGCUGGGGGAGCUAGGGUGCUGGUUUCAGCCAGGGCUCCAUUUUCCAUUCAUUUGCAACUAAACAACUAAGGCGAACCGAAGCCAUCGCUCCGUUGGACGACUCCGUGCGUGUUUGUCCGUGGUGUGGAUUGUGUCCCCUGGGUAUCGUUUCUUGAGCUUCCCCUGUCUCGGCAGUAUUCAGUUGUUAGGGGCGCUCUGUGGGGCUCUUGUCUUUAUUUUGCUUCCCUUCCCCAUGAUGCUGUGAUGCCCCCCUCUUCCCCCAGGGGUGGGAGCUGUUUUAGCUGUCUUUAGUUUCUUCUUUUUACCCUGUCCCCCCUUUCUGUUCCCCUCCCUUGCUCUCUGUCUUUCUCUUGAUAUGGUUUUCAGUUGGGUAUUUUGUAAUCUGUUAUAAUGUUUGUCCUUGUGUAAAUAAAACUGUUUCUGGCAAUA
This is a messenger RNA of Alligator mississippiensis (American alligator), 8540 nucleotides long. RefSeq names its product histone deacetylase 5 (gene HDAC5). Gene Ontology annotation, molecular function: histone deacetylase activity. Gene Ontology annotation, cellular component: histone deacetylase complex. Bases 359 to 3667 code for a protein of 1102 amino acids. The transcript has 27 exons. The record is from RefSeq and is a predicted model, not a curated record. Gene Ontology annotation, biological process: negative regulation of transcription by RNA polymerase II; chromatin organization. NCBI's taxonomy places the organism in Eukaryota, Metazoa, Chordata, Crocodylia, Alligatoridae.